CAGGCUGAUGGGGAGUUAGACGGGGAUGUUGGACAUCGUGUUGGAGUGGCUUGGGCCAAAUGGCGGUUGGCUUCAGGGGUAUUGCGUGACCCGAAGAUUUCGCCCAGGAUGAAAGGCAAGUUCUAUUGAUCCGUAGUCAGACCUGCUAUGUUAUAUGGGGCAGAGUGUUGGGCAGUUAAAAAGACUUAUGUGCGUCGUCUGCAUGCGGCGGAGAUGCGGAUGUUACAAUGGAUGUGUGGGAAGACAAGGUUAGAUAGGAUUUCAAACGAAGUUAUCCGACGUCAGGUAGGCAUGGCGCUGGUGGAAGAUAAAUUGCGGGAAGCGAGGUUGAGAUGGUUUGGUCAUGUGAGACGGUGGGAUGCUGACGCCCCUAUACGGAGAUGCGAGCGGAUUACGGUUUUCGGGGGAAGUAGGGGAAGGGGUAGAUCUAAGAAGAAUUGGGAGGAAGUGAUUAGACAGGAUUUAGGACUUUUCACCCUGACUGAGGAUAUGGCUUUAGAUAGGAACCUUUGGAGAACUAGGAUUAGAGUAGCUGGUCUGGUCAGGUCAGGUCAGGUCAGGAGUCUGUUCUUUCCUAUAGUCAGUCACUCCGCCCGCGAUUAUCUCCCCCUAUACAAAUCCCCAUUAACUUCCACUUCCAUGAGUGAUCCGUACGGAUCUAAGCCCAGCCGUAGCACCCGCAGCGGCGGCGGCGGCGGCGGCGCCAACUUAGCUUCGUGCCUACUCGCCACCUGUUUCCUGAUUUCGGUCAUCGCCGGCGCAGUGGCGGCUUGCUACUUUGUCUUCAAGCCCAAGCCUCCAAGAAUCAAGGUCCAGGCCGUGCGAUUCUCCAACUUGUCAAUCACAAACGGCACCCUCAACCUCGCCUUAGUCCAGGAGGUCUCCGUCUCCAACCCCAACCGCGACGUGUUCAGUCAGUACGGCAGCACCAUCCAGCUCAGCUAUCACGGCCGCCCUGUCGGCGUGGUGUUCAUCCCCACCGGAAAGAUUGAAGCAGGGCAGACCCAGAGAAUGUCUGCCAAGCUGAAUGUCCAAUCCUACCCCUUGCCGCCUUCUUCCACCUCCUCCUUCUCAUCGCAGCCCGGUGAAACAGAGACUAUGGUGAUAGAGACCAUGAUGAAACUGGUGGGGAGUGUCAGGGUGCUGAAGGUGUUUACCCAUAGAGUGGAGAGCAACGAGAAGUGUACAGUGUGGACUCAAGCCCCCAAUUUGUCUGUAUUCAUCCAGUGCUCCUGAAUGAAGAACAUUGCUAGGGAGCCCCCACGGUUUUGACACCAUAGUUUCUCACACAAUAGAACAACAGAAUUGUCUGUUUUGUGAAACACUGUGGUGUCAAAAAAGUGGGGUUCCCCUAGUUUUUUUUCCCAUGAAUGAAUGUUUUAUCUUCUG
Molecule: messenger RNA, 1389 nt
Organism: Cuscuta campestris
Lineage: Eukaryota; Viridiplantae; Streptophyta; Magnoliopsida; Solanales; Convolvulaceae
Source: the annotation of a GenBank genome assembly